This is a messenger RNA of Daphnia magna, 1193 nucleotides long. Its product is annotated as GMP synthase [glutamine-hydrolyzing]. Gene Ontology annotation, cellular component: cytosol. Gene Ontology annotation, biological process: GMP biosynthetic process. The record is from RefSeq and is a predicted model, not a curated record. Gene Ontology annotation, molecular function: GMP synthase activity; ATP binding. NCBI's taxonomy places the organism in Eukaryota, Metazoa, Arthropoda, Branchiopoda, Diplostraca, Daphniidae.
AAAAUGUUGCAUAACUUUGUGUUCGACAUUUGUGGAUUGCGUUUCACAUAGGAGAAACUUGAGCAGCAGUGUAUUGAUUACAUCCGGCAUACGGUGGGACGUGAUAAGAUCGUGCUAAUGCUGGUAAGCGGUGGAGUCGAUUCCGCCGUUUGUGCUGCCCUUCUCCAUAAAGCACUUUUCCAGGGUGACGACUCUUCGCGAGAGCAGGCAAUCCAUAUCGAUAACGGUUUCCUGCGUAAAGAAGAAUCCGAGCAGGUCGUCACUAGUUUACACCAACUAGGGAUCAAUCUUCGGGUUGUUAAAGCAAGUUUGACUUUCUACGAUGCUUCCGCCAACGUGCAUGGUCACCACACUUUGUCGUUGUGUCGGACUGUAAAUCCGGAAGAAAAACGUCGAAUUAUUGCCAUUGGAGAUACGUUUGUCAAAGUUGCAGAUAGAACGGUUAACGAUUUAAAUCUCACUUGGGAUAAUCUAUUUCUCGGAAAGGUACUUUGAGACCAGAUAUAAUUGAGUCCGCUUCGCAUAGGGCUACUUCGCGCGCUGACGCCAUAAAGACUCAUCAUAACGAUUCCGAAAUGGUUCGUCAGUUGCGCCUUCACGGCCGUGUAGUAGAACCUUUUAAAGAUAAUUGCAUUGAGACUUUCAUAAAGAUGAAGUAAGAUCCUCAGGUCGCGAGCUGGGUCUGCCCGCAGAAUUACUGGAACGUCACCCCUUCCCUGGUCCCGGUUUGUCAAUUCGAAUCCUUUACGCCGAAGAACCGUUCAUGGAAGCUGAUUUCGGUGAGGUGCAAGUGCUGAUUCAUCUGAUAGUCGUUUAUGCCAACAUGGCAGCCAUUAGUACAGCAGUCCAUUACACUACAGUAUAGACUUUUGAAAUUGAAAAAUCAAUCAGCUUUGUCGUCUCGUGAAGAUCUCUUUUCUUUCUUUUAAAGGGAAGUUCACGUGAUGACUUGUUGGCUAUUCCUUAAACGUGCAUGUACAUGCACAUUUGUUGGAAAUAAUGGGUGCAGUUGUUUUUCGUCGAACAAUUAUACAUUGUUAAUGUGCAGCUAGGUGGGUUGUUGUUGCUCUUCCUUGUAAAUCUACCCUUUUACUGUACUUGUUAUAUACCCUUUUAUUAUACUUGUUGGUUAAACCACGAAGAAUACCAAUAGAUGGAUAAGUGGAGGGUUAUAAAAAAGUAUAAAACUGUAA